UAUAGAAAAAUGUUCUCCAAAAUCGUUACUUUUGGUGCCCUUUUGGCUGCGGCCAAUGCUGGUCUUUAUGGACAUGCUGUGUCUUCACAAAGUAUUAUACGUCAUGAUGGAGGACACUAUGCCCCUCUGGCAUACGCUCCAGUGGCUUAUGCCCCUAUCGCUCAAUAUGAUCACUACGACGGUGCCCACUACAACGGACAUGAUGCUUACACUCACCCCAAAUACGACUUCGCGUACUCAGUAGCCGACCCCCACACUGGUGACCACAAGUCCCAGCACGAAAGUCGCGACGGUGACGCCGUGCACGGAUACUACUCUCUGGUGCAGCCUGAUGGUUCCGUCCGCAAGGUUGAAUACACCGCUGAUGCUCACAAUGGUUUCAACGCUGUGGUGCACAACUCUGCCCCCUCUAUUCACCCCCAACCCGCUUACCAUCAUUACUACUAAGAAAAUUGCGUCGAA
Messenger RNA from Nymphalis io (European peacock), 462 nucleotides. RefSeq names its product cuticle protein 7-like. The record is from RefSeq and is a predicted model, not a curated record. NCBI's taxonomy places the organism in Eukaryota, Metazoa, Arthropoda, Insecta, Lepidoptera, Nymphalidae. The coding region runs from base 10 to 447 and encodes 145 amino acids. The transcript has 4 exons. Gene Ontology annotation, cellular component: extracellular matrix.